Iphiclides podalirius (scarce swallowtail) is the source of this 360-nucleotide messenger RNA. The record is from the annotation of a GenBank genome assembly. Lineage: Eukaryota; Metazoa; Arthropoda; Insecta; Lepidoptera; Papilionidae.
AUGUACUUAUUAACUAAUGAGUCGCGUACAACACAGAGGUCGGCGCCCGCGGCAGCGCGACAUGCGUACGUACUGGAAUACAGAAGGCGACUAAUCGUCAGAACUAAAGCGCAGCGGUCGCCGGCGCCGGCGGCCGUAGCUACGACGCGACACGAUUGCCGGUACCCUUACUCAAGACCUGGCUGUGGAAGCAACUGCGACCGCCGCUGCCACAGCGACGUGAAAGAGUGCAACGAGCAGUGCGUGGCAAACGGCUGUGACUGUAUACCACCCUUCGUGUACAACGAAGUCUCUGGCAGUUGCAUGCCACCAGAUGAGUGCACAGAUGCCCAAUUAAUUCGAAGCUUUAUUAAAUUCGUU